Molecule: messenger RNA, 315 nt
Organism: Oncorhynchus mykiss (rainbow trout)
Lineage: Eukaryota; Metazoa; Chordata; Actinopteri; Salmoniformes; Salmonidae
Source: RefSeq, a predicted model, not a curated record
CAACCGAUCACCAACGCAACCCACUUCCCGACCAUUUUGGGAACAUUGCUCUACUCCACAGUUGUGCCUGGUCUCCUCAGAACUAUUUCAACUCGCACUGCUCUGGCAUUGCGGGGACCCAUGAUCACCCAGAGGGCCAGUGUCUUCACCAGACCGGCUAAAGACCCUCUCGGCCCUUCCGAGACCAUCAUCGGACUGGGACUGUUCGCACUGGCUAUCCUGGGACCUUCCGGUUGGAUUCUCACCAACAUUGAGGACUACAAGAAGAAAGAUUAACUUAAACUUCUUAUGGAGCAAUGGCGACACCGUGUGUAG